Messenger RNA from Aspergillus wentii DTO 134E9, 1525 nucleotides. RefSeq names its product putative MFS transporter. Gene Ontology annotation, molecular function: transmembrane transporter activity. The transcript has 6 exons. Lineage: Eukaryota; Fungi; Ascomycota; Eurotiomycetes; Eurotiales; Aspergillaceae. Gene Ontology annotation, biological process: transmembrane transport. Bases 92 to 1525 code for a protein of 477 amino acids. The record is from RefSeq and is a predicted model, not a curated record.
GCGUCCUAUCUUAUAUCUAGCGAGUCCACCCUUUUUCAAAUAAGAACAAUAUCGAGUUAAUGAGGUCUGCUUCAACAGUCCACGGAAGAACAUGGAUAACAUGGACCCUAAAUUACUUCCUCGUCGAGUUAAAAUCGCUGCACUCAUAAAUGCAAAUGUGUAUGUCUUUUUGGGGAAUAUGUAUGCCUCCGGAAUUGCAACAGGCUUCGAGUCCUUAGAGGCAGACUUUCACGUUCCAUAUCAGAAGUUGUCUGACAUUCUCACCUGGGCGGUUCUUGCUAUGGGCUUGUGCAAUUUAUUCUGGAUGCCCCUUGCCAUGUGUAUCGGGAAGCGUCCUGCCGUCUUGGUGUCUAUGGUCAUGUCGCUGGGUGGGUUUAUUUGGACUUCAGUGGCUCAAAGCUAUGGAAGCUUGAUCGCAGCAAGGAUAUUUGCCAGUUUGGGAUAUGGAUCUAUCGAGUCUUUAGGCCCUAGCAUACUUGCCGACAUCUUCCACGAACACCACUAUGCGAGCGCCAUGGCCAGCUAUGCAUUAUCUCUCGCAGGAGGCUCUCAGAUCGGCCCAGUAAUCGCAGGAUACCUCGUAGGUGCCCGAGGCUGGCGCUGGUUUUUUAUCCUUUGCAUCAUCAUCCAGGCAGUGAACCUUGUCGCGUCAUUAUUCAUGCUUCCAGAAACACUAUACGAGCUGGAUGACAAUAGUCGACCACCGUCAGAUGGAGAAAAGGGCACAUCCAACCACUUUGAAGCAUACAUUGAGAGCCAACCUUCUAUGGACUAUAAUGCUUACUGGAGGGGGCUGUGGAAUAUCAGUCUGUCCAAGGCAGCUCGGCAGAGAGGUCCCCUAAAGCACUUUGCGUACCUUUUCGUCUUGCCGUUGCCGAUGCUUUUGAUUCCGGGUGUAUUCCUGGCAUCUAUUAUGUACGGUGUUGUCUUGGGAGCCGUGGUCUCUAUUUCAACACUUGAAUCCUCAAUUUUCAGCGCCCCGCCGUACUACUUCACAUCAGCCCAACUCGGCCUCUUCACCCUGAGCAGCUUCAUAGGCAUCAUCGUCGCCUUCCCCAUCGCUGGCCCGUUAACAGACUACCUCUCCCGCUGGAUGCGUAAGCGCAACAACGACAUCCACGAACCCGAACACCGCCUCCCCACCCUCAUAAUCCCCUUCCUAGCCUGUCCCGUGGGCUUAAUUGUCUUCGGCUACACAGUCGCACAUCAAGAACACUACACCCGGCCGGCAGUUGGCGCUGCCCUCGCCGCAUCAGGACUAGCGAUGGUCCCCUCCGUCAUGUUAUCAUAUAUUGUCGACUCGUACCCGGCUACAAGCGGAGAGGCGCUGGUAUUGGUAAACGCAAGCAAGAAUGUAGUUGCAUUCGGUCUAGCCAAGGGGUCAGUUUCCUGGAUGUCGAUGGAAGGCGUAGAUAAGAUGUUUUAUGAGUUUGCGGGGAUUCAAUGGGCGGUGAUGAUAUUGGGGUUGCCGCUUUAUUUCUUCGGGAGGUGGGUGAGGAGGAGGACGGGGAGGUUUGUUUAUUGA